This is a messenger RNA of Dictyostelium discoideum AX4, 552 nucleotides long. RefSeq names its product calcium-binding EF-hand domain-containing protein (gene cnbB). The record is from RefSeq and is a predicted model, not a curated record. Lineage: Eukaryota; Evosea; Eumycetozoa; Dictyosteliales; Dictyosteliaceae. Bases 1 to 552 code for a protein of 183 amino acids. The transcript has 4 exons. Gene Ontology annotation, molecular function: calcium ion binding.
AUGGGUGUAUCUAGAUCUACAUUAAGAACUGAAGAGAUCGAGGAAAUCAGAGAAGUAUCAAUUUUUUCACAAAGAGAAAUUAAAAGAUUAUAUAAAAGAUUUAAAAGAUUAGAUAAAGAGGAAAAAGGGUCAAUAAAUGUAGAAGAUUUUAAUCAAAUACCAGAGCUAUCAAUGAAUCCAAUGUUACCUAGAAUCAUAUCUAUAUUUGAUGUUAAUAGAGAUGGUCAAGUUAACUUUAAACAAUUUGUAAAAUCAUUAUCAACUUUUCAUCCAAAAGCUGAUAAAGCUGAUAAAAUUAAAAUAUUAUUUAAAGUAUAUGAUAUUAAUAAUGAUGGGUUCAUAACAAGAGAUGAAAUUGAAACCAUUUUAACAAUGAUGGUUGGUUCAAAUUUAACAAAAGAACAAAUUUCAAGUAUUGUUGAGGAAACUCUCAAUGAAGCUGAUGUAAAUGGUAAAGGGAAAUUAGACUAUCCAGAUUUCUAUAAUUCAAUCGGAUCAUCAGGUUGUAAUGCCGAAAAUAUGCUUUCCAUUUCUUUUAAUCCUUUUGAAUAA